GCCAACAGUUGUCCAAUUUUCAACUCAUGUCACUGGGGUGUUUUUAUACUGUUUUUUUUAGAAAAGGAAAGCAAAAUUUAAAAAACAUUCAAUAGAGCGUGAAAAUUAGACAAACCUUAUAUCCUUCACUAUUUAUGAAAAAGUUUUAUGUUUCAAUAUAAUUUUAUUUAUAGACAUUAGCAAAGAACAAUAAGGAUGUGUAUAAAUUAUAGUUGAUUAUUACUUAGAAUGGAUGCUGAAGGGAAUUUCGUUGUUAUUAGGUUAAGUUUACUUCGAAUAUUGAACCUAUAGAUGAAUGGGCAUGACUGACCGCUCCCGUUCACUAACCUAGGUUAAGGAAUUACUUAAUAGUUUUGAAUUCUUUUUAAUGUGAUAAAAAGAAAUUCCAACACUUAUAAGACUGUCUGCAAAACAAAAGCACAUUAUGUUAAAUUUAAUAUCUAGAAGAGACCAAAUAAAUUCUAAUUAAGGAAGAAAUAUAAAGUUUUUUUAAAAAAGUGUGUAUAUAUCGAAUACAUACUUGAUUAUAAGAAUGUAAUAUAAAGUAAUAGUAAAUCGUAUUAAGAAAAAUUCUACGCUCAUCUUCUAUUACAAAAAUGAGUACUUGGACUAAAAGAAUACAUCGUCGCGCGGCUACAUUUGGAAAUGUUGUUGCAAGUUGUGGUCAUCCUUCCUCUGUAUCUCCUUAUUCCAGACGACUUGAAAAAGUAAAAUUUGGUGUACCUCUGAACGAAGUAUGUAAGAACGACAUUCCAGGACCUUUAUUGGUUUUAAUUUUAAAAUUAAAUAAAGAAGCACCUUUAAGGAAAGAUAUAUUUCGUGCUCCAGGACAUCAAGGAAAUAUGAAGAAGCUCAUAUAUUUUUUACAGAGUGGUCGACUUAUCAAUAUGGAUAAUUUUAGUGUUUAUACAAUUGCUAGUGCUCUAAAAAAGUUUUUACGCAAAAUUCCUGGAGGUGUGUUUGGAAGAGAUGGAGAAAUGCAACUUUUUACUGUAAUUCAACUAGAAAGUAUUGAACAACAAAGGGACCAAAUUCACAAAACGCCUUGAAAAUUAGGAGUACUCGCAUUUGCCUGGAUCACCC
Messenger RNA from Leptopilina heterotoma, 1083 nucleotides. It is a transcript of the gene RhoGAP71E, whose product is annotated as rho GTPase-activating protein 20. The record is from RefSeq and is a predicted model, not a curated record. Bases 597 to 1049 code for a protein of 150 amino acids. Gene Ontology annotation, molecular function: GTPase activator activity. Lineage: Eukaryota; Metazoa; Arthropoda; Insecta; Hymenoptera; Figitidae. Gene Ontology annotation, biological process: signal transduction. The transcript has 4 exons.